GGAUGGCGGCUGGGGAGCUGGGACGUAGUGGCGGCUACUACUUCAGAUACAUGCCUCAGAGACCCUUCCAGUCCCUGAGCUCCCGGGAGACCACCAGCCUGCUCCGCCAGUGGUCCAUGCUGGGCAGAAUCCAGGCGCAGGCGUUCAGCUUCGACCAGAAGUUCCAGCCCUACCAGAAGGAUGAUUUUGUCAUGGCUUUUUUCAAAGACCCAAAUGUUAUUCCAAAUUUGCAGUUACUCUCAAAUUCUUCCGGACAGUGGACCAUAUUAGGAACUGAAGUGAAAAAAAUUGAAGCUAAAAAUGUUCCAUGCACACAACUUUCAAUGUCAUUUUUCCAACGGUUAUAUGACGAAAAUAUUGUACGAGAAAGUGGACACAUUGUCAAGUGCUUAGAUUCUUUCUGUGAUCCGUUUCUCGUUUCAGAUGAACUAAGAAAAGUUUUGCUCAUUGAAGACUCCGACAAAUAUGAAGUCUUCAGCCUGCAGGAGAGGGAAGAGUUUCUGUUCUGUCUUUUUAAGCACCUCUGCCUCGGAGGGUCCCUUUGUCAGUAUGAAGAUGUGCUUAAGCCAUAUCUGGAGACUGCAAAGCUGAUCUAUAAGGAUCUGGUGAGUGUUCGGAAACAUCCUCAAACCAAGGAAAUACAAAUUACCUCUUCUGUCUUUAAAGUGAAAGCCUACGACGCCGUCGGUGUGUGCUACCCGUCAGCUACUGAGCAUGAGCAGACGUUCUCAUAUUUCGUUGUGGACCCCAUCAAGCGCCACGUGAAUGUCUUGUAUCAUUGCUAUGGUGUGGGCGAGAUGUCUUAGUGUUGCUCAGACCUUCGGUCAGCACUGCCCUUAGUUCUCUGUGUCCCUGUUUCAGCACUGAUGGGUGGAUAGAUGCGGUCUUCACAGAACAAUCAAAGACAACUGUAAAAAGCCUGUUUGAGGCUGAAGAAAGCAACACUAAUGUGCCUUUUUUCUAAAUUUGCCCAGCAUACUCAUGCAGUGAUCCCUGAUGGAACCUGUACAAAGCAUAAAGUUACAAGUUCAUGUCUGUUCUGUCAAGGCGCAGCCACAUUCUUGACUUCCUAUUUUUUAAAAUUGUUUUUAGUUUUUUGAGGAAAUGUCUUGUGUAGCCCAGGAUAGGUGAGCCUUGAACUCAGUAUGUAGCUGAGGCUGGAUCUUGCACUCCUGAUCUUCUUGUCUCUACCUCUUGAGUGUUGGGAUACAAACAUGUACCACCAGGCCUGGCUCUAUGUGUUUUUUGUUUGGGAAGCUAAUUAAUUCUGGAUUAGAAUUGAAACAUUAAAAAACACCUUCACCACCAGUCAUUUGAUGUGAAUUAAUAUGGUUUUAAAACUUCAGUUCAUGUAAUUACAUUUUUAUCAUUGCAGAAAGCUUUAUGUCUUGCUGGCAUGAUAGCACAUGACUUCAGUCCCAGCACUCAGGAGGCAGAGGCAGUGGAUUCUGUGAGGUUGAGUCACCUUGGUCUACAGAGCAAGUUCCAGAAUAGCCAGGGCUACACAGAAAAGCCCUGCCUUGAAAAAUAAAACAGAAUUCUUUUGCUUCAUCUUUUCCACUUAAAUUCUCAAUUAAAAAUAAUUGUAAAUAAUUUUUACAUAAUGAAAUCGUAUCUACACAGGCAGGCAGGCAGACACACACACACACACACACAUACACACAUACCUAAUAAGAAAAAAGCCAGGCAUGGUGGCUCACAGCUGUAAUCCAGUAUUAAGGCAUGGUUGCCAUGCGUUUGAGCCCAGCCUACAGCACACAGUUAACUAAAUAUGACAAAACAGUAAAGAUAUCACAGAAAGAAUAGGAUUAGACUCUGCAUCCCAAUGGACUAGAGAUAUGGCUUUGUGACUACGAGCACUGACUACUCUUCCGGAGGUUGCUCUUUCAUUUGGCUCGUGUUAAAUUCCCAGC
Molecule: messenger RNA, 1913 nt
Organism: Psammomys obesus (fat sand rat)
Lineage: Eukaryota; Metazoa; Chordata; Mammalia; Rodentia; Muridae
Gene: Cfap300
Product: cilia and flagella associated protein 300
Exons: 7
Coding region: 3-806 (267 amino acids)
Source: RefSeq, a predicted model, not a curated record